Messenger RNA from Gadus macrocephalus (Pacific cod), 1598 nucleotides. It is a transcript of the gene eif2b3, whose product is annotated as eukaryotic translation initiation factor 2B, subunit 3 gamma. The record is from RefSeq and is a predicted model, not a curated record. Bases 1 to 1365 code for a protein of 454 amino acids. Gene Ontology annotation, molecular function: guanyl-nucleotide exchange factor activity; translation initiation factor activity. Lineage: Eukaryota; Metazoa; Chordata; Actinopteri; Gadiformes; Gadidae. Gene Ontology annotation, cellular component: guanyl-nucleotide exchange factor complex; eukaryotic translation initiation factor 2B complex. Gene Ontology annotation, biological process: cytoplasmic translational initiation; biosynthetic process. The transcript has 11 exons.
AUGGAGCUCCAAGCUGUGUUGAUGGCAGCUGGUGGGGGUUCUCGUAUGAUGGAUCUGACGUACAACACCCCUAAGCCGAUGCUGCCAGUGGGCAACAAGCCUCUCAUGUGGUACCCACUGAACCUGCUGGAGAGGGUUGGCUUCGAAGAGGUCAUCGUGAUCACCACCAAGGAGGUGCAGAAGAUGAUGAGCACGGACCCCAAGAUGAAGCUGGAGGUGAAGAUGAAGCUGGACGUGGUGUGUAUCCCGGAGGACACCGACAUGGGAACCGCCGACGCUCUCCGGCACAUCCAGCAGAAGAUUAAGACAGACAUCCUGGUGAUGAGUUGUGACCUGAUCACGGACGCAGCGCUGCACGAGGUGGUGGACCUGUUCCGGGCACACAACGCCACCCUGGCCAUGAUGAUGAGCAAGGCCCACGAGUUCACGGAGACCGUCCCCGGGCAGAAGGGCAAGAAGAAGACCGCCGAACAGAGGGACUUUGUGGGGGUAGAUGAAUCGGGCAAGAGACUGCUUUUUAUGGCCAACGAGGCAGAUUUGGAGGAGGGGCUAUCGAUUAGGAAGUCCAUCAUGAGGAAACAUCCCCGGAUGCACAUUAAGACCGGCCUGGUGGACGCCCAUCUCUACUGUCUGAAGAAGUCGGUUGUGGACUUCCUGGCUGAGAACAAGUCGAUCUCGUCCAUCCGCGGCGAGCUGGUGCCCUACCUGGUGCGUAAACAGUUCUCCAAAGCCGCCAACAGCCAAACGACUAAAGACGAGGCAGACGAACAGAGCCAGAAACAAAAAGACGGCAACGUCAACCUUGAUCUGCACAUUCUGUCGCGGGACGAGCCGUUGCUGCAGCUGGCCCAGGACUACUCCUGCUGGAACGACCACCGCGGCGACAUGAGCGACGCCUACCACGGCGGGACGCUGCGCUGCUACGUGCACAUCAUGGAGCAGGGCCUGUGCUACCGCGUCAACACGCUGGCCGCCUACAUAGAAGCCAACCGGCUGGCCCCCAAGCUGUUUGAGGAGCCUGCGGUCCACCCUUCUGCCGUCGUCUCCGAGAGGUGUCUGAUAGGGUCGGACAGCAUCAUCGGGGCAGGGGGCCAGAUUGCAGAGAAGACCUCCAUAAAGAGGUCCACCAUCGGCAACUCUGUCACUGUGAAGGAGAAAGUUAAAGUCACCAACUCCAUCGUCAUGCACGGUGUCACCAUAGAAGAAGGGUGUAACAUCCAGGGCAGUGUGAUCUGCAGUAACGCCGUCAUCGGCCACGGAGCGGAUCUCAAGUACUGUCUGGUGGGCAACGGUCAGCGGAUAGAGCCGGAAGCCGAGAGGACCAACGAGGUGAUCGUCGGGAGCGACCAGCUGAUGGAGAUCUAGCACCCCAGGGUGGGCCCCCGGACGCUGCCGCCGCCGCCGUCACGCCUCCCAGCGCGCAGAGCGCCCCGCACCGAGGGGGGAGGACCAAAACCAGAGAACAAUUCAACCCACCAAUCACGAGCCGGCGUUUUGUCCCUCCCGACAGAGCCGUGCUGCUCUUCAUAGGCCUAUUUUUUUGUACAUCCUGUCAAAAUAAAAUAAAAUAAAAGCAAGUUCUAUUUAACCCGACACAA